AUGGCAGAUUCAACACAAGAGCAACGUACUGCUGGUUCGGGCAAUCCCCAGGAACAAGCCAUGACGGACGAAGUGCUUGCCACCAUCAUGUCGACCGACCACCAACAACCAACCGCUUUACAAACAUUGGCUUCCCAACUUGUCACUUUGAAAGAGACGCAAUUACGAGCCUAUACGAGCGCCAAUGUCGAUCCAUUAACCAGUCUCGAUCCCUCUGUUCACACUCUCGGCUAUCUAUUCUUUGUAACGGCAAGGUGUCUAGGCGUGGAUCGGGCAGACCAAGCCCAGUUUUACGUGAAUACCAUGGAUCAUUUCGUCAAUGUAUGUGAUCCACAACAACUUGCAUAUGCACCAGCACGAACAUCGCUUAUUGCCAAAUCCUUGGAACAUCUUGCCAAGAUCAGCAACAAUCACAUGAUUGCUCUUGAGCCAUUAUCAAUCGCUAUUUCCAAGUUGUCACCCAAUCAUGAUAGCCUGACUUGCUUGCAUGCCACAUUUGCAAAGGAAUGCCUACUCGCAAAGAUGUAUCGUUAUCCUCUACCCAUUCUAGAUACUGAUAUUGUCAAUGUGGAUCCUCAGUCCCAUGAUAUUUCCAUCAAAAGCUUCUUACUCUACCAUUACUAUGGUGCCAUGAUCUACAUUGGAAACAAAAACUUUGAACGUGCCAUUGAGUUCCUUGUAUUGACGAUAUCAGCUCCCUCACAUGCAGUGAGUGCCAUCCAAAUAGAGGCCUACAAGAAGUUUAUUCUGACGUCUCUGAUACAUUAUGGCUAUAUUCCCCCGCUUCCAAAAUACACCUACCACAUGAUUGAAAAGACGUUCAAGGCAAAACAUCAACCCUAUAUGAGUAUCGUCGAUGCGUUCGAGUCUAAAGGCGUGGAGCGAUUCAAAUCAGUGAUCGAAACCAACCGAGAAGUGCUUAAUGCGGAUGCCAACAUGGGGUUGGCCAAGCAAUGUUUACAAGCGUUGAGCCGAGAAACGAUCAAGCGACUUACCAACGUCUAUGUCACACUCAGCUUGCGAGAGAUGGCUACCAUGCUAGAACCUAUUGAAGGGGAUCGCCCAUAUACCGAGCAUGAUGUCGAGCGCUUGCUUGUGGAAAUGAUUGAAAAGGAACAAAUUCAUGCAAAGUUGUCGAUUACACAAGGAGAGCAUGGGGAGCAAAUCAAGAUGGUCAACUUUGAGGAGGAACAAGUCCAAGACACUGCUGAAACCACGAAUGAUCUUGAGAAACGCAUCUUUGAUGCUGCUGCUGUUGGCAAACAAAUCUCUAUCAUGGACAAGGCUGAAGGAUUGACCAAGGAUUUCCAAACAAAGUAUAUGAAUAUUAGUAUGCAUGGAGGUGAACCUUUUGGAGGACCUGUAGGAUUUGAUGAAGAAAUGGAAGUGCCUUUGGAUGAGGAUUGA
Molecule: messenger RNA, 1407 nt
Organism: Lichtheimia ornata
Lineage: Eukaryota; Fungi; Mucoromycota; Mucoromycetes; Mucorales; Lichtheimiaceae
Exons: 11
Coding region: 1-1407 (468 amino acids)
Biological process (GO): ubiquitin-dependent protein catabolic process
Cellular component (GO): COP9 signalosome
Source: RefSeq, a predicted model, not a curated record